AUGUAUAAUAUUAAAUUUGAAGGAGUUAACUUUGUGAAUUGCACCAAAUCAGAAUUAGAAACUAUUUUGACGGAAUUCAAGGAUCUCUCUAAUAAAGAAUUAGGGAAAUUUACAAGAGGAGUAGAUUCUUUGAAACUUAAAGAUGAAAAUGUGGAGCCUAAGUUCGUUAAAUAUAGACCGGUACCGUUUGCUAUCCGGAGAAGUGUUGAAGAUGAAAUUGAAAGACUUUGUUCUCUAGGUAUUUUGACUCCUGUGGAGUACAGCAGUUGGGCGACACCGGUGGUACCAGUAUUUGGUUCGGUGAGGUUGUGUGGAGACUACAGGAUCACAGUUAACCCUCAUAUUGAAGUGGACCAGUAUCCAAUUCCCAGGAUUGAAGAAUUGUUCUGUAGGCUGCAGGGAGGUGAAGAGUUUAGUAAGCUUGAUCUUUCUGAUGCUUAUCAGCAAAUUUGCCUUGAUGAAAAAUCACAAGAAUUACUCACUAUAUCGACACAUAAAGGUUCAUUUAGGUAUAAUCGAUUGAAUUUCGGCAUAGCCUCAGCACCUGCUAAAUUCCAGAAAAUUAUGGAAUCUGUUUUGGGAGGUAUGGAUGGGGUGGUUGUCUUCCUGGAUGACAUUUUGAUAGCGGGUAAGAAUAAAGAGGAACACUUACAAAGAUUAAGACUUGUUUUGGAAACAUUGAGAAAUUCAGGUUUCAAAAUUUCCGUAGAUAAAUGCGAAUUUUUUCAAAGUAGGGUUAAUUAUCUGGGGUACGUGAUCGAUAAGGAAGGGUUGCAUACAAAUGCUAGUAAAGUGUUAGCUAUUAAAAAAGCUCCGAGGCCGAUAAAUGUUACAAGUUUGAAGUCGUUUUUAGGUACGGUCAAUUACUAUGCGAAAUUUGUAAAGAACAUUGCCACAGUUUUAUAUCCAUUGUAUAGGCUACUGAAGAAAGAUGUAAAAUGGAACUGGGAUGAUAAUUGUGAAGCAGCUUUUGUCAAAAUUUAA
Molecule: messenger RNA, 984 nt
Organism: Coccinella septempunctata (seven-spotted ladybird)
Lineage: Eukaryota; Metazoa; Arthropoda; Insecta; Coleoptera; Coccinellidae
Exons: 1
Coding region: 1-984 (327 amino acids)
Source: RefSeq, a predicted model, not a curated record